AUGGUAGGGUAUCGAAAAGAUGACACACUUAGUCCAAAUCAAAAGUUAAUAGCAGGUGUUGUGUCUGGAAUUGUGACCCGUUUUCUGACUCAACCUUUGGACGUUUUAAAAGUCAGGACUCAAUUGCAAAAGAAAGGCACAAAGGGUAAACAGCGUAACGUAUACGAAACAACAAAAGAAAUCUUAUUUGAAGAAGGUAUUACCGCUUUUUGGCACGGUCAUAAUCUCGGUCAGAUACACUCCAUCCUCUCAACGUCAUCCCAAUUUUACGUUUAUGAAGUGACUACGAAAUAUGUUUUUAAUUCGUCUGUUAAUCCUAAAUACAAAUCUUUUCUAGAGUUCCUGUGUGGAAUGUGCGCCGGGUCGUGUAGCGCAACUCUCGUAACUCCGUUAGAAGUAAUCCGAGUCAGACAGAUGCUUAUAAAGGAGCAAUAUAGAGGAUUUUUAAAUGGGGCCAAAGCAGUCUACAAAACUGGUGGAUUACUAGCAUUUUAUGAGGGAUGGAUGGCUGGAGUACUUAUGUUGGGACCUCAAUCUGGAAUAACUUUCUCCGUGUUUAGUUUUCUCCAGCCAAUCUUUCUCAGGUAUCUGUACAGCUGUAAUGGAAACUGUACCCAUCCAAAGGUGAAUGCCCACAAACCAGAGCAUCUUCUCUUCGCAACGACUGCAGCUGGUAGCAUCGCGGGUUUCGUCGCCAAAAUAUUGACUUAUCCGUUAGAUUUGGCUAAGCGUCGAUUACAAAUAGGGAGUCAUAAAGCGGAUACAAAAUAUUACACUCCAACGACAUCUAGAAAUUUAGUAAAAUGUACGAAAUUAUUACAAUGCAUCGCAGAAACAUAUAAAAUAGAGGGUUUUAGGGGUCUAUAUAGAGGUUUAUCUGUCACCAUUUAUAAGGCAUCGAUGACAAACGUAGUUACAUUUACAACUUACGAACUUAUAUGCUAUGUCAUAAGACAAGUGGAAAAUAAGUAAAGUUACUACUAUGCGUAUUUAUCACAGUGUACGUACAUAUGUAAAAAUAACAUAGUGUAGA
This is a messenger RNA of Melitaea cinxia (Glanville fritillary), 1033 nucleotides long. RefSeq names its product mitochondrial thiamine pyrophosphate carrier-like. NCBI's taxonomy places the organism in Eukaryota, Metazoa, Arthropoda, Insecta, Lepidoptera, Nymphalidae. Gene Ontology annotation, biological process: thiamine pyrophosphate transmembrane transport. Gene Ontology annotation, cellular component: mitochondrial inner membrane. The coding region runs from base 1 to 972 and encodes 323 amino acids. Gene Ontology annotation, molecular function: thiamine transmembrane transporter activity. The transcript is spliced from 5 exons. The record is from RefSeq and is a predicted model, not a curated record.